Messenger RNA from Penicillium cinerascens, 1332 nucleotides. RefSeq names its product casein kinase I. Gene Ontology annotation, biological process: signal transduction; endocytosis; peptidyl-serine phosphorylation. The record is from RefSeq and is a predicted model, not a curated record. NCBI's taxonomy places the organism in Eukaryota, Fungi, Ascomycota, Eurotiomycetes, Eurotiales, Aspergillaceae. The transcript is spliced from 5 exons. Gene Ontology annotation, cellular component: cytoplasm; nucleus. Bases 1 to 1332 code for a protein of 443 amino acids. Gene Ontology annotation, molecular function: ATP binding; protein serine/threonine kinase activity.
AUGGCGUCCUCUUCGUCGAACGUAGUGGGUGUCCACUAUCGUGUCGGCAAGAAGAUCGGUGAAGGUUCUUUCGGUGUCAUCUUCGAGGGCACCAACCUUCUGAACAACCAGCAGGUGGCCAUCAAAUUCGAACCCCGGAAGAGCGAUGCUCCUCAACUGCGUGAUGAAUACCGGACCUACAAGAUCUUGGUCGGAUGCCCCGGUAUCCCCAAUGUCUACUACUUCGGACAGGAGGGUCUGCACAACAUCCUCGUCAUCGACCUUCUCGGUCCCAGUCUUGAGGACCUUUUCGAUCACUGCAACCGCCGGUUCUCGACCAAGACUGUGGUGAUGGUGGCCAAGCAGAUGCUUUCGCGCGUGCAAACAAUCCAUGAGAAGAACCUUAUCUACCGCGACAUCAAGCCCGACAACUUCCUCAUCGGUCGCCCGUCCACCAAGGCUGCCAACGUCAUCCAUGUCGUCGACUUCGGUAUGGCCAAGCAAUACCGCGAUCCCAAGACCAAGCAGCACAUUCCCUACCGUGAGCGCAAGUCUCUGUCGGGUACCGCUCGUUAUAUGAGUAUCAACACACAUCUGGGUCGUGAACAAUCACGUCGAGAUGACUUGGAAGCUUUGGGUCACGUCUUCAUGUACUUCUUGAGGGGUGGUCUUCCCUGGCAAGGAUUGAAGGCUGCUACCAACAAGCAGAAGUAUGAGAAGAUUGGUGAGAAGAAGCAGACAACCGCCAUCAAGGAUCUUUGCGAGGGAUAUCCUGAAGAGUUCAACAAGUAUCUGAGCUACGUUCGCAACCUCGGCUUUGAGGACACCCCCGACUACGACUAUCUCCGUGACCUUUUGACACAAGCUCUCAAGAACGCUGGCGAAGUGGAGGAUGGAGAAUACGACUGGAUGAAGCUCAACAAUGGGCGCGGAUGGGACUACAAGUCAUAUGGAUCGACACGCGACUUGCCUCACCAGACCUCGACGGGACGUGAUCUGCACGGGAGCCAGCUUCGCAGCAGCCAGCGGCCCGGUGUGACAGCCGACCGUUUAAACGCCGCGCAGCCCCCGCCCCCUUCUCCCGCCAAAGCCGGAGCAGGGAAGACGCGCGAGCGCCCAAACGGUUCCGGCGCGAUCCCGCCGAAACGCCAGAGCGGGGGUCUGGAAGCAACGACUCCAGCCGCGUCCACCCAGGCACAGUUCCAGAACUCUAACGCCCACCUUCCCGGCCGUAUGGGGAGCCCCGGAAACCCCGGCAUGAGCAGCCAGCAGGCUGGCGGUGUCCAAGGGAAUAAUGAUCCGCAGCCCACUUUCGCUCAGAAGGUGAUGAAGGCUCUGUGCUGCGGUAGGUGA